UGGGUGCUAGUCAAACAGACUCUGUAGCAGCAGGUGGACUUUGUCUGCUUGGUGCAGAGACGCUUUGCCGGUUCUGUUAAACCCUCAGCAGGACGAUGAAUGCCACUAAGAGGCGUUUCUUUCUUGUUGCUCUCUCAGUUUUGUGUGGAACCAGUUUGGUUUUUGGAGGCCCUGUGAAUCAGGUUUCCCAUCAGACAGCAGACAGACAGCAGGGGAGCGCUGUUCUCUUUUACGUCGCACAUCAGGGACAGCUGAGAGAUGUUAUGUUCAACCCGGUCAUCCUUAAUCAGGUGUUGGUAAAUGAAGGUUCUGCCUAUGAUAACAACACAGGGGUGUUUACCGCACCGAUCGCUGGAAUCUAUCAGUUUGUGUUUGUAGCCCAGCUGUGCCGUGGGCCACACAACAACAACUGGGAUUUUAUGGUCAACGGCGAUGAGAGGAUGAAAUGUCAUGCUCAGGUGUCUGGUGGUGACACGACCCUCAACACCUGUUACUACAUGGAGAAACUGAAGAAAGGAGAUCAGGUCUGGAUAAAACAGAGAGCAGGGAGCUGUGCCUGGGCCAGCACCACAUCCAAAACAAUCACCUUCUCUGGCAUCCUUCUGGCAAGUCAGGGUGCCUCCACGCUGGGAGGGAGGUAUGGCAGCUCCUGCCCGCUACCAAGUCUGAGCCACAGAGUGGCGCCCAGCUCUGCAGGCCGGAGAGCCGCUGGGUCCGGUGUGUUCUUCAUCAUGCUGCUCUGCCUCUUCCUCUGGGAAUAACCAUGUCAAAAGGUGACUGAGGGAUAAAUAGAGUUUUUAUGCAAGUAUGUUCACUAUAUUUGCAGAUAUUUCCUUGAGUUUUUUAUCUUUCAAGGUGUUCAGAUUUAUGAGAUUGCAUCUUUAAAUGUAGCAUAUAAAUAAAUUUAUAGUGUCAUCAUUUUUAAGAGGAUAUACUCUCAACUCCCUGUUUUACCAUAAAAAAUGUUUUGAUUGCAAACUGCAGUGUUUCUGCCUAAAGAAUUGUAUCAACAGCUGGUUGCUGCAUGCUAGCAGCAAAAGCUAACUACAGUGUUUUUUACCUGUUUGAUCUCAGGAUAAAUCAAAGAACAAAUAAAAUGAAUUAUAUUAA
Molecule: messenger RNA, 1110 nt
Organism: Melanotaenia boesemani (Boeseman's rainbowfish)
Lineage: Eukaryota; Metazoa; Chordata; Actinopteri; Atheriniformes; Melanotaeniidae
Product: multimerin-2-like
Exons: 5
Coding region: 96-761 (221 amino acids)
Molecular function (GO): protein binding
Source: RefSeq, a predicted model, not a curated record